AUGCCUCCCCCUCAAGGCACCAAAAUGGAGCACUCGGGGUCAAAGGGCGUGGGUUUGGAGGAGUGGGGGAGGUUCUUCAUCUCCCCAAAGCAGACGGGGACUGUGGGCCCCAGGGGCCCCAGUCCCGGGGGAGAGGAAAGCACUGCCCUGGCUGAGGGCGCCCAAGACCCCAAGGGCUGGAGGGGUCUCCGGGUGCAAGAGCAGAGGGGCAGCCUUAGCAGCCGGGGCGCCAGGUUCCCCAGGAGGGGACGCGGCCCUCCGUCCCUGGAGGCGCCACUUGACCUGCGGCUGCGGAACUCGCUCCCUAACAGAGCUCAGCGUCAGCCUGAAUCCGGCUCACGGUCUGGUGGAGGGCGACACCAGAGGGCGACAGUCCCCGGCUGCGGACUCACCACCCUUGCUUCUCCCAGCGGAAUGCCCCGCCUGGCGGGCUCCGGCGGAUGCCCUCCAACUGUCCUGAACCCUCUGAUGAGGAAAGAGGUGGCAGGGGGCUGUUUCAGUACAACUGUCAACAAUGAAUCCAGCCUAACUUCCAGUGAACCCACUACAGCCACCACUGGAUCCAGUGCAACCUCCAGUGAGACUAGUAUAGCCGCGAACACUGCACCCAGCACAACCCAUGGUAGUCCUACCACAGCCACUAAUGCUGGAUCCCAAGAGACCUCCAGUGGAUCCAGCACAACCUCCAGUACUGAACCCACCAUGACCUCUGAAGGAUCCAGCACAACCUCUGACACUGGAUCCAGUGUGACCUCUAGAGGGUCCAGCACAACCUCCAGUACUGGAUCCAGCACAACUUCUGGAGGGUCCAGCACAACCUCUGAUACUGGAUCUAGCGUGACCUCUGGAGGGGCCAGCACAACCUCCAGUACUAGAUCCAGCAUGACUUCUGGAGGGGCCAGCACAACCUCUGACACUGGAUCCAGUGUGACUUCUGGAGGGGCCAGCACAACCUCUGACACUGGAUCCAAUGUGACCUCUGGAGGGGCCAGCACAACCUCUGACACUGGAUCCAGUGUGACCUCUGGAGGGGCCAGCACAACCUCUGACACUGGAUCCAGUGUGACCUCUGGAGGGGCCAGCACAACCUCUAGUACUGGAUCCAGCAUGACCUCUGGAGGGUCCAGCACAACCUCUAGUACUGGAUCCAGCAUGACCUCUGGAGGGUCCAGCACAACCUCUAGUACUGGAUCCAGCAUGACCUCUGGAGGGUCCAGCACAACCUCUAGUACUGGAUCCAGCAUGACCUCUGGAGGGUCCAGCACAACCUCUAGUACUGGAUCCAGCAUGACCUCUGGAGGGUCCAACACAACCUCUAGUACUGGAUCCAGCAUGACCUCUGGAGGGGCCAGCACAACCUCUAGUACUGGAUCCAGCAUGACCUCUGGAGGGUCCAACACAACCUCUAGUACUGGAUCCAGCAUGACCUCUGGAGGGGCCAGCACAACCUCUGAUACUGGGUCCAGCACAGCCUCCAGUGGGACCAGCACGGCCUCCAAAACUGGAUCCAGUGCAACCACGGGAGGCUCUGAUACCUCUUUUCCAACUGGAACACAAACAACUCCUGGCAAAAGUAGCACAAGUGCUGGAACUCCAGCGGAGGAAGUGAAGCCCAGUGGGUCCCUGAAGCCGUGGGAAAUCUUCCUCAUCACUCUGGUCUCAGUUGUAGUGGUCGUGGGAUUCUUUGCUGGGCUCUUCUUCUGCGUGAGAAACUCCCUGUCCCUGAGAAAUGUCCUUGACACAGCUGUCUACCGCCCCCAUGGCCCCAACCUCGGCCGGGGCCCUGGAGGGAAUCACGGAGCCCAUCACAGGCCUAGGCGGAGCCCUGCCAGGUCCUGGAACAGACCCAUAUCCUCAGUAACCAUGGAGAUGAACGAAAGUCACAGUGGGUUCUGAGAGGCUGCUGAAGCCAUGGAGCCACAUUCCUCAGAGAGAA
Messenger RNA from Capra hircus (goat), 1936 nucleotides. RefSeq names its product mucin 21, cell surface associated (gene MUC21). The coding region runs from base 1 to 1896 and encodes 631 amino acids. Lineage: Eukaryota; Metazoa; Chordata; Mammalia; Artiodactyla; Bovidae. The record is from RefSeq and is a predicted model, not a curated record. The transcript has 4 exons.